AUGUUAGAAGCUGUAACCAGUUCACUUACCAUCACACUUCAUAAUGGUGAGCAAACCUCAUUAUAUAAAGAAUUAUACGAUGAAAAAUAUUUGGACAAAUGGACGAAAGAACUUGGUUUGAAAUACAAAUUGCAAAUGAUGAAAUUCAGAUGUGCUAAAAUUGAAAUAUGGGGACCUCAUUUUGAACAAGGUCAACUAUUAAAAAACGUUGCCGAUUAUUGGGAUAAUUUCAUUCAACAUUACAAAUUAAUACAAUUGGAUGUUGUAACAGCUUGUUUAUUUCAUCGAAAAAAUGGCGCUGCACAAGCUAAAUUAAAGGAAAUAAAAGAACGUUGGGAACAAAUGAAUGCUCAAAUUGAAUAUAUUUUUUUUUCUAAAAAAAACUAUGUUCAAGGUCAUACUGGUCUGGGUAUUGAUUUAUGUCCAUUUGAAAAUUGUCGUGCUAUUAUUAUAAAAGAAAGUUCCUAUAAUCGAUGUAUGAACUGUUUAAAAAUGGUUUGUGUGAAUUGUAAAGUAGCUGAAGAUAAACUACAUGAAAAUCGCAAUUGUGAACAAUAUCAGACAGAAAAACAACGUUUGAAAGAAUUAGCUCGAGCAAAAGAACAAUUAGAAAAUAUUUAUAAAAUAUUAUAUCAAAAAGCAGAAGAAUUUGUGCAAGCGAAUUGGCCACUAGAUAUGCCGAAAAUGACAAGAGCGGAUAUCAAUCCAGGAUUGGCUCAUAAUUGUCCAGCAGCGCAACUGUUUAUAAAAGGCGUUCAAAGUCUUAAUAUAGAUCCAACUCAAAUUUUUGAAGGUGGUCAUUGUUCUUGGCAUGGUACUUCUGAACAGGCCAUUGAACCAAUUUGUCAUAAUGGUUUUGAUCCAUCGAAAAGAACUGGUCAAGCUUAUGGGAGAGGAGAAUAUUUUGGUAUGACGGCAAAUGUAUCAAGAGGUUUUUGUAAAGAUUCAACUAGACUCAUUGUUAUUUUCUUAUUACGUGGAACACAUUACAGUGUUCAUGGUGAAUAUUGUUACGUGAUUGAUAAUCCAAUAAAUUGGGAUAUAGCUUACUGUGUUCCUACACUCAUAGUAACAUUUGAACCGGAAAAAGUUCUCCGUCGUUUGUAA
Messenger RNA from Didymodactylos carnosus, 1107 nucleotides. NCBI's taxonomy places the organism in Eukaryota, Metazoa, Rotifera, Eurotatoria, Philodinida, Philodinidae. The record is from the annotation of a GenBank genome assembly.